Messenger RNA from Pseudogymnoascus verrucosus, 396 nucleotides. RefSeq lists its product as uncharacterized. The transcript has 2 exons. NCBI's taxonomy places the organism in Eukaryota, Fungi, Ascomycota, Leotiomycetes, Thelebolales, Thelebolaceae. Bases 1 to 396 code for a protein of 131 amino acids. The record is from RefSeq and is a predicted model, not a curated record.
AUGAACACCGCCAAAGCCAUGGAUCUUACCAAAGUCGAGAUCUUGAACCAGGAUAUAGAUUCCGAUGGCAAGACACCCAGUUAUUACAGAAUGUUGGCGACAAAACGUCCUUCAAAUACAUCACCAUCGACCCCGGGAUCUACGAAGUCGACGACCUCUAAAACGUUAGGAAGCCCACCCAUUUUCGCCGAGACCACCCAAGAAACCCCCCCUUCCAUCACCCCCCCCUGGCACCCACAGUCCUACUCCUACCUCUCCCUUGACAUCGGGAAGCGUCUCAGAGCAAACGUCUACAUAGCAUCUUCCCCAGAAUUCAAGAACCCCGUCAUCGCCAAAUUCGCGCGUUUCGAGUGGGAAAUCGGCUACUACAUCGCCGAGACACAGGCGUAUUCAUAG